This is a messenger RNA of Cercospora beticola, 2443 nucleotides long. RefSeq lists its product as uncharacterized. Lineage: Eukaryota; Fungi; Ascomycota; Dothideomycetes; Mycosphaerellales; Mycosphaerellaceae. Gene Ontology annotation, biological process: mRNA processing. The record is from RefSeq and is a predicted model, not a curated record. Gene Ontology annotation, cellular component: commitment complex; U2AF complex; nuclear speck. Gene Ontology annotation, molecular function: poly-pyrimidine tract binding; pre-mRNA 3'-splice site binding.
CGCCCAAGUUCGAUCCGGUGAUGCCAAAUGCAUGAGUGUAGGAGGAGAAAUGUGCAAUGGUGAAUGGCAGGUGAAGCAGGCGCAGGCAGACAGGGGUCCGCGGACGGAGAUUGCCGGCCACGAAUUUGGGAGUUGGACUGGAGCUGCAGCAAACUUCAGCGAGCUGCAACAACAACCUCUCGACUCGCCCGAGUCCAUCUCUUCGCGCACCAACACCGACAGCAGCUGGAUGAGUGCCUAUCUAGGUCUCGCCACACUCUCAGCACGCUGAUAACAGCGCUCCGCCCCCACCGAUCUAACUCGUAGCCUCUCCUCGAAUCGCCCGCGAAGUCCGCAGGAUUGGCUAGUAAGAGCUCAGACAGCACAACACACGUGGUCAGCACAGCAUGUCUGACCGUCGCAUGCAGUCAGGACGUGACGAUCGACGACGCGACCACCGACGUGAUGAGGAUCGCCGCGACAGUCGCCGCUCGCGCUCGCCACAUCACCGCCGACGCGACGGACCAGAGAUAGACAGCUACUCAUCGAGCCGUGGUUAUCGGGAGCGAGAGCGAGAAGAGCGCUACAACGGCGGCGGAGGAGGAGGACGCGAGCGAGAUGACAGAGACUGGAACAGAGAUCGUGGAUCUGCGCGCCGAGAUGCCAGACGCGAUGACGGCGGUGGCCGGCGCCGUGAUGACCGCCGAGGAGGCGAACGCGAGGACUUGUUCGCUGACAGACGCGGAGGACGACGUGAUGAUCGCGACCACCGUGGAGGCCGAGGCCCCAGAGACGAUGACAGGCGAGACCGUGGCCAGGAUCGCGACGAUAUGAGACAGCUCGAGCGCCAGAUGAAGCGCGAGAGUGCGUCUCCUCCACCCAAGAAGCCACGAGAGCCGACUCCGGACUUGACUGAUGUUGUCAAUAUCCUCGAGCGCAAGCGUCGUUUGACGCAAUGGGACAUCAAGCCUUCCGGGUACGACAAUGUAACCGCAGAGCAGGCUAAGCUAUCCGGCAUGUUCCCACUUCCAGGCGCGCCUCGCCAACAGCCCAUGGACCCAGCUAAAUUACAGGCAUUCAUGAACCAACCCGGUAAUCAAGCAAGCAGCUCUGCGCUCAAGCCCUCCACAGCACGACAGUCCAAGCGUGUUCUGCUUUACAACAUCCCAGCCUCUGCCACUGACGAAAGCAUUGUUGACUUCUUCAACCUUCAGCUGAACGGACUCAACGUCACUCGAGGUGCAGAUCCUUGCAUUUCUGCUCAGACUGCGAAAGACAACAGUUAUUCGCUAGUUGAGUUCAAGACCCCAGAGGACGCCACUAAUGCCAUGGCUCUUGAUGGUAUUGUCAUGGAUCCGAACGCGAUGGACACUAACGGAGAUGCCAAUGGCGCUUCCAAGGGCCUCCAAAUCAAGCGACCCAAGGAUUAUAUCGUGCCAAAUGUCACCGACGAUACGCAGCACGAGGCCGGGCUAUUGUCUAACAUUGUGCCGGAUACACAGAACAAGAUCUCCAUCACUAACCUGCCUGCCUUUUUGGGCGAAGAGCAGAUCCAGGAACUGCUCAUGUCUUUUGGUGAGCUCAAGAAUUUCAUCCUUGUCAAGGACCAGUCUUCGGGCGAAAGCAGAGGUAUCGCUUUCUGCGAGUACAAGGACUCAUCCGUCACCAAGACGGCCGUGGAGGCGCUCAAUGGAAUGGAACUCGGAGAUGUCGCUAUGCGUGUGAAGCUUGCCAGUAUUGGCAUUCAGCAAGUCAGCAGCGAAAUGAGUGUCAACGCCAUGAGCAUGAUGGCCGGUGCGAAAUCGAGCGAGUCGGACAACGGACGUGUGCUCGCCCUGAUGAACAUGAUUACGCCCGAGGAACUGAUGGAUCCUGAUGAUGCAGAUGAAAUUCUCGAAGAUGUCAAGGAGGAGUGUGCCAAGUAUGGCCCACUACUCGAGGUCAAGAUGCCACGCCCUACUGGUGGUUCUCGCCAAAGCAACGGCGUUGGCAAGAUCUAUCUCAAGUACGAGGCUCCGGAGCACGCAGCAAAGGCUUUGGCUGCAUUGGCAGGCCGCAAGUUCGCCGAUCGCACGGUCGUCGUGACCUACUUCGGCGAAGAAUACUUCGACGUCAACGCUUGGUAAGUCCACACCCAAUAGAGUCGCUUCUCUUUCAGUGUGAGCGGCAGCAUGGCAAAGGCGUUGGGGUUGCGACGGGAGCGAGCAGGAUAUUUCGAUGGUUGAGGCGGAAGCGAAAAGUUUCGAACAUGGCCGUGAAAAGUAAAUGCGUUCGCAAGAUUGAGAAGUUGCUCUGUCGCGAGCAGAAGAACAUUGAGACUGCUGUACCAUAGUGUGUGAGCGCUGCGGCGCGGAGAAGUGCACAAAGGAUCAAAAGCGGUAUGGCCGCCACAUCGGAUUACGCUCAAGUUGCGUUGCAACACAUGCGAUUAUCACGAUGUUGAAUGCAAUGCACAUGAUAUGCU